GCUAGCUCCUUGGUUACCUGGCCAGCUGAGUGUUCCAGCAAUCAAUGGUGGAAUCGAUGUUCUGUCGAUGACAUUGUCUAGCUAAAAGGACCUGCUAAAGUUGACAUUUAGCAAAAAAAAAAUUGUCAUUUAGCGGACUUACUUACAGUUAUUGCAUUCAUCUUAAGAUACUUAGCUACUGGUAGGUGGGACAAUCACAGGCAUAGAAAGUACAGAGCAAGAAGGGAGAGGAAGUUAAGUGCAAGUGUUGGUUCAGGAAAUGUUUUUUUGGACGGGAGGUUUGACGUGAGGAGGUGGAUUAUUUAAGAUGCUAUUUGAAGAGGUUUUCUGGUGCUUUCGGGAGAUGGGCAGGACACUGCUGUCCUAGUUUCAGGGUAGGGCUGGGCGAUAUGGCCUAAAAAUCAUAUCGAUUUUUAAAAAACUUAACGAUGUAUCUAGAUUUUCAGUUUUUGACUUCUCAAAAUAAGUAUUGUACAAUUAAAGGUCACAUAUACUGCAUUUCAAACAGUCAGCAAUAAUCUAAUGAAUUCAGGACUUGUGAAGUUAUACCCAGGCCAAAUAUAAUCCAUAACCAUUAAUAAUUUUAUUAUUUUAUCAAAAUAGUUUAACCGCUAUUUUUGUUAUUGUUGCAAUAAUCACUGAUCUGGCAUUGAAGUCUGUCUAUGAAAAUGACAUUUUUUAUUACAAAUUCAACUAUAACCAUGCAUAAUGCACAUUCAACUUCUUGUACCUGGUUAAAUAAAGGUGAAAUAAAAUAAAAAAAAACAGGCAUUAGGGACUGCAGUGGUGAGAGCAAAUCACAUGUUAUUUGUCACAUGCACCGAAUACAACAGAUGUAGACAUUACAGUGAAAUGCUUACUUACAAGCCCUUAACCAUGCUUUAAGAAAAAAAAAGUGUUAAAUAAGAGAUCAGUAGAAAAUAUAAAAGUAACAAAUAAUUAAACAGCAACAGUAAAAUAACAAGCAAGGCUAUAUACAAGGUGUACCGGUUCUGAGUCAAUGUGCGGGGGCACAGGUUAGUUGAGGUAAUAUGUACAGUCAUGGCCAAAAGUUUUGAGAAUGACACACAUUAAUUUCCACAAAGUUUGCUACUUCAGUGUCUUUAGAUAUUUUUUGUCAGAUGUUACUAUGGAUUACUGAAGUAUAAUUACAAGCAUUUCAUAAGUGUCAAAGGCUUUUAUUGACAAUUACAUGAAGUCGAUGCAAAUAGUCAAUAUUUGCAGUGUUGACCCUUCUUUUUCAAGACCUCUGCAAUCCCCCCUGCGUGCUGUCAAUUAGCUUCUGGGUCACAUCCUGACUGAUGGCAGCCCAUUAUUGCAUAAUCAAUGCUUGGAAUUUGUCAGAAUUUGUUUUUGUAUGUCCACCCGCCUCUUGAGGAUUGACCACAAGUUCUCAAUGGGAUUAAAAUCUGGGGAGUUUCCUGGCCAUGGACCCAAAAUAUCUAUGUUUUGUUCCUCGAGCCACUUAGUUAUCACUUUCGUCUUAUGGCAAGGUGCUCCAUCAUGCUGGAAAAGGCAUUGUUCAUCACCAAACUGUUCCUGGAUGGUUGGGAGAAGUUGCUCUCGGAGGAUGUAAUGGUACCAUUCUUUAUUCAUGUCUGUGUUCGUAGGCAAAAUUGUGAGUGAGCCACUCCCUUGGCUGAGAAGCAACCCCACACAUGAAUGGUCUCCGGAUGCUUUACUGUUGGCAUGACACAGGACUGAUGGUAGUGCUCACCUUGUCUUCUCCGGGCAAGCUUUUUUCCGGAUGCCCCAAACAAUUGGAAAGGGGAUUCAGAGAAAAUGACUUUACCCCAGUCCUCAGCAGUCCAAUCCCUGUACCUUUUGCAGAAUAUCAGUCUGUCCCUAAUGUUUUUCCUGGAGAGAAGUGGCUUCUUUGCUGCCCUUCUUUACACUAGGCCAUCCUCCUAAAGUCUUCGCCUCACUGUGCGUGCAGAUGCACUCACACCUGCCUGCUGCCAUUCCUGAGCAAGCUCUGUACUGUUGGUGCCCCAAUCCCACAGCUAAAUCAACUUUAGAUGUUCCUGGCGCUUGCUGGACUUUUUUGGGCACCCUGAAGCCUUCCUCACAAUAAUUGAACUGCUCUCCUUGAAGUUCUUGAUGAUCUGAUAAAUGGUUGAUUUAGGUGCAAUCUUACUGGCAGCAAUAUCCUUGCCUGUGAAGCCCUUUUUGUGCAAAGCAAUGAUGACGGCAAGUGUUUCCUUGCAGGUAACCAUGAUUGACAGAGGAAGAACAAUGAUUCCAAGCAUCACCCUCCUUUUGAAGCUUCCAGUCUGUUAUUCGAACUCAAUCAGCAUGACAGAGUGAUCUCCAUCCUUGUCCUCGUCAACACUCACACCUGUGUUAACGAGAGAAUCACUGACAUGUUGUCAGCUGGUCCUUUUGUGACAGGGCUGAAAUGCAUUGGAAAUGUUUUUUUGGGGAUUCAGUUCACUUUGCAAUUAAUUGCAAUUCAUCUGAUCACUCUUUAUAACAUUCUGGAGUAUAUGAAAAAUUGCCAUCAUACAAACUUUCACUUUGUGAAAAUUAAUAUUUGUCAUUCUCAACUUUUGGCCACGACUGUACGUAGAGUAGGUAGAGUAUGUAGGUAGAGUUAAGAGGCAGGGGAGGGCUUGGUGUAAACCAUAGAGAAAGAGGUGAAGCAAGAGGUUUCACUCUUGCUAAAAUCUUUUUGCAAACAACUGCCGUUUUGACUACUACCCCAAAACGUUAGAGCGUACGGAGUCUUCAUCUACUUCUCUACUAUUCAUAUCUGUUUGCGGAACCAAAAUAUUCACUACGGAUCUUACUGUACAGCUGCAUUACCAUUUUCUUCCAACUUCCCCUACUUCUCUGUUUGUCAAAUCCGAAAACGGAUUAGGAAUAGCAUCUACCAAUCUGUAGAUAGAGCUGUUUUAGUAACCCAUCAACUGCACUCUUUAUAGCUGCGGUAAAUCAUGUCAGAAGCUAGCAGAUUAAUUAUUUACCAACAAGAGCUGCAAAUUCCAAUAAAACUACAUGUUUUAAAGUUCACUUUCUUUGCUUUGUCUAAUAACACUAUCAAGAAUCUAGCAAAGCCAUUUUGUGGGCCAGAGUGCAGUAUUUAGUUAAUAUUAAAGCACAAACUUACUGUGCGUUAGCAUGUUUCUCACACUUUCUUUAGCCAAAAGGCAGCAGUGUUGCCAUGCAAUGUUAGUUUUCCUGUCUCUUAAAAUAAGGUUGGGCUGUACCCCUCUGAUUGGAAAGAGCAGAUUUGGAAUAGUUUCUACCAAUAGAAAGUUACCGCUGUUUGCCAGAGUUUUUAGAGUGACAAAAAGUGGCAUGCUGACGUCAUACAGCAGUUGUGUGGUUGUGGUCAGGAGUUGUGUAGUUGUGAUCAAACGGUGUUUGGGUCUUUUGAGUGUCAAAAAAGAUACACAUCAAAUAACACUAUUUGACAUGUUUUAAUAGGCUUGUUGACCAAUCAGGACCUGAAUAUGACUGCACGUCACAAUAAUUCAAUGCAUUGAUACAUUUUUUAUGUAGUUAUUACACAUUGAUUACACUAUCACUCGUAUUUCAUGUCACAACUAUCCUAUGAUGCUGGUAAAGUUGUCUUGUGCACCUACAGUGCUGGUCAUAAAAAAAAAAGCUAGCUAGCUCAUGGAUGCAAAUAGCGUUCUUCCCUAAAAACAUAGCAAAACAACAUCUGUUCUGACCACAACCACACAACUUCUGACCACAACCACACAACUCUGACCACAUGUAGUGAACACAACCACACAACCUUUUACCGCAACCACACUACUGCUGACGACAUCUAGUAAUCACAGCCACACAACUUCUGACCACUCAUCUAGUGACCACAACCACACAACUACUGACAUCAACCACACAACUUCUGAGCAUAACCACACAACUGCUGACCUCCCAUCUACUGACCACAACCACACAACUGCUGACCACAACCACACAACUGCUGACCACAACCACACAACUGCUGACCACAACCACACAAUGGCUUACCACAUUUAUUGACCACAACCACAUAACCACUUACCGCAUCUAUUGACCACAACCACACAACUUCUGACAGCAACCAUACAACUGCUGACCACAUCUAAUGGUCACAAAACACAACUUCUGACCACAACCGCACAACUUUUUACCGCAACCACACUACUGCUGACGACAUCUAGUGACCACAGCCACACAACUUCUGUCCACAACCACACAACUACUGACCACUCAUCUAGUGACCACAACUUACCGCAACCACACAACUGCUGACCACAUCUAGUGACCACAACCACACAACUACUGAUCAAUCAACUGCUGACCACAACCACACAACUACUGACCACAUCUUCUGACCACAGCCACACAUCUUCUGACCACAGCCACACAUCUUCUGACCAUUCAUCUAGUGACCACAACUUACCACAACCACACAACUGCUGACCACAUCUAGUGACCACAACCAGACAUCUAGUUACUACAACCACACAGCUUCUGACCUCAUCUACUGACCACAACCACACAACCUCUGACUACAACUACUGACACACAGAACCACACAACUUCUGACCACAUCUAGUGAUCACAACUUCUGACCACAAUCACAAAGCUGCUUACCACAACUACUGACAGAAACCACACAACAACUGAACACAACCACACAACUCCUGACCACACAACUCCUGAUCACAACCACACAACUCCUGAUCACAACCACACAACUCCUGAUCACAACCACACAACUCCUAAUCACAACUACACAACUCCUGACCACAACUCAUCUAUUGACCUUUAACCACACAACUGCUGACCACAUCUAGUGACCACAACCACACAACUACUGAUCACUCAACUGCUGACCACCACACAACUGCUGACCACAACUGCUGACCACAACCACACAACUGCUGACCACAACUGCUGACCACAACCACACAACUGCUGACCACAACCACACAACUGCUGACCUCAUCUACUGACUACAACCACACAACUUCUGACCACAUCUUGUGACCACAACCACGCAACUUCUGACCACAAUCACAAAGCUGCUUACCACAUCUAGUGACCACAACCACACAACUUCUGACCACAAUCACAAAGCUGCUUACCACAACUACUGACAACAACAGACCACGGCCACACAACUUCUGACCACAUAUAGUGAACACAACCACAUAACUAUGGACGACAACCACACAACUCCUGACCACAACUACUGACCACUCAUCUAGUGACCACAACCACACAACUUCUGACCACAUCUAGUGACCACAACCACACAAAUACUGAUCACUCAACUGCUGACCACAACCACACAACUACUGACAACAACCACACAACUUCUGACCACAAUCACAAAGCUGCUUACCACAGCUACUGACAGCAACUACUGACCACAACCACACAACUUCUGACCACAUCUAGUGAACACAACCACACAUCUACAGACCACAACCACACAUCUACAGACCACAACCACACAACUACCAUGUUGUCUCACCAACUUUUGACCACAACUACUGACCGCUACUACCGACUAUCGAUGGGAAUUUAAAAGGAUUUCACUAUUAAAAUAAUAUAAUUGAAAUUCAACUUUUUAAACUUAUUUCACUACCACAAAAAUACGAAAGAGCUUUAGCAAGCCCCACAACUUUUAAAGUUACAAUCUCGUUGUAUACAGGUUCACACAGCAUAGAAGAGCAAAGGAGAUGAGACCGAUUUACAGGCAUUUAGAAUAUUGCGCAAAAACAUACAUUCUAAUUCAUUAUAUAUCGCCCAACCAUACUUGAGGGGGAAGCUGGUUCCACCAUUGGGGAGCCAGGACAGAGAAGAGCUUGAACUGGGAUGAGCGGGAGCUGCCCUCCAGGGAGAGCCAAGAGACUAGAAGUGGUAGAACGGAGUGCUCGGGUUGGGGUGUAGGGUUUGAGCAUAGCCUGAAGGUAGGGAGGGGCAGUUCCUCUUGCUGCUCCUUAGGCAACCACCAUGGCCUUGUAGUGGAUGCGAGCUUCGACUGGAAGCCAGUGGAGUGUGCGGAGGAGUGGGGUGACGAGAGAACAUGAGAAGCUUGAAAAACAGGCAAGCUGCAACAUUCUGGAAAAGUUGUAGGGGUUUGAUGGCACAAGCGGGGAGCCCAGCCAAAAGCGAGUUGCAAUAGUCCAGACGGGAGAUGACAAUUGCUUGGAUUAGGACCUGCACAGCUUCCUCUGUGAGGUAGGGCCGUACUCUACAGAUGUUGUAGAGCAUGAACCUGCAGGAGCGAGUCACUACUUUGAUGUUUGCAGAGAAUGACACAGUGUUGUCCAGGGUCACGCCAAGGUUCUUUGCACUCUGGGAGGGUGACACUGUGGACUUGUCAAAUGUGAUGGAGAGGUCUUUGAGCAGGCAUAUCUUCCCCGGAGGAAGAGCAACUCCAUUUUGUUGAGCUUGAGGUGGUGGGCCAAAGAGCCAUCGUCAGGAAAUUAGUUUAUCAAGGUGUCAAGCUCAUUGAGGAACUCGCCAAGGGCACCUAGUGGGCGAUAGAUGACAAGCUUGAGUGGACAAGUGACAGUGACCGCAUUGAAUUAAAAUGAAUAGAUGGACAGGUGAGAGAGGGAAAGGUUGAGAGUAUCUCUAGUUAGGAGAAAUGAGUAGCCAUGUUCCACCACUCCAAUGACCAGAUGCUCUUGGACUAUGAGAGAGAACUAGUCAGAUGAAGAGAGAGCAACUGGAGUAGCAGUGUUCUAGGGUGAUCCAUGUCUUGUCAAAAAGUUUACGACCUGAAGGGCAGCAUAGACUGAAAUUAACUCUGCGUUCUAAAUCACAAGUUAUGUCAAUGUAUUGUCAUGUUGUUUUUCGCUUAUCUGUCUGCCUAUUGACACUGUCAUCAUCGUGCUGUUAUGGAUACAGUUGAUUUAUUGCACCUGAAAGCAUCUCUACCUUCCAAUGGGCGAGGAAAAGCCAGAGACGUUGGACUUUGUCAAAGACUUCCAAGAGUAUCUCAGCCAGCAGACUCAACAUGUGAACAUGAUCUCGGGCUCCGUCAGUGGAGUCAAAGAGAUGGACGACCUACCAGCAGAUUGCAGUCAGAAUGGAUUAGACCACCCCUCAGCGGAUAUGUCCCUUGAUGACGGCUCAGGGAUGCUGGUGGAUGGCUUCGAGAGAACAUAUGACGGCAAACUCAAGUGUCGUUACUGUAACUAUGCUACCAGAGGCACAGCACGACUCAUUGAACAUAUCCGCAUUCACACUGGAGAGAAACCCCACAGAUGCCACCUGUGUCCUUUUGCCUCUGCCUAUGAGCGCCACCUAGAGGCCCACAUGCGCUCCCACACAGGAGAAAAGCCUUACAAGUGUGAGCUGUGCUCCUUCCGCUGCAGCGACCGCAGCAACCUUUCACACCACCGGCGCCGCCGCCACAAGCUCUUACCCAUGAAAGGUGCUCGCUCUUCUCUCUCCCACAAGAAGAUGCUGAGCGUCCUGCAGAAGAAGACCAGCCUGGGCUAUGGUCGCCGGCUCCUCAUCAACUUCAGCCCCCCCUCCAUGGUGAUGCACAAGGCUGAGCACCUGGACGACUACUCCCACGAACUGCCCCACCUGCGCCAGGAGACCUACGACGACCAGGGUGCUGGUGGAGAUGGAAGCUCCAGGGACAAUCACCACCAUCACCACCACAACCUAGUCAUGGAAAACCCCCUUAACCAGCUCUCCACCCUGGCUGGUCAACUGGCCAACCUGCCCUCUGAAGCUGAGGGCGAGACCCAACAGCCUCCCAUAUCUCCAGGUGCAGAGUCCUGUGUGGACGAGAAGCCCUUCCUCAUCCAGCAGCCUCUCCCAGCCACCGCUUCUGCUGCUGCGUCAGCCAGCACUGCCCAUGCUGCCUCCUCCCCCAUCACCCCAGAGCCCAGGCCCCCACCACACAGCAACUGCAGCCCCGGGGCAGGUCCCUGCAGCGAGCACAGCGGGCGCACCAGUACCCCCAGCAUCACCAAUAGCCAGCCCAGCACACCAGUCCCGGGCCUGCCCUCGUUGCAUCAAGACCCCCAGAUGCUGCACCACUGCCAGCACUGUGACAUCUACUUCCCUGACAACAUCCUGUACACCAUCCACAUGGGCUGCCACGGCUACGAGAACCCCUUCCAGUGCAACAUCUGUGGCCACAAGUGCAGGAGCAAAUAUGACUUUGCCUGUCAUUUUGCCAGGGGGCAGCAUAAGCAGUGACGAAGGACUGGAGAUGAUUGAAGGUGUUUUUAUUUAAUUCCAUAAUGGUGAUUUUUAUUUAUUGCUGUUGAUCUUUCUGAAAUUGGACAUGAUGUAGCCUUUGCAAAUUCUGUAUAUUGAAUUUGAUUUUACAGGAAAGAAAAUAACAUUUGACAGUGCCCAUGUGUAUGUAAUGUGUAGGGAUGGAGUGGUUUAGAGGUACAACUCACUUGACCGGUUGGAUCGUUAAACAUUCCUUAUGUGGGUUUUUUAACAUGAACACCAUUUUUAGCCUUACUAACAUACUGUAGUUAUAGAUGCUAACAUUUUAUGAGUGCUCAUUUAUCGGCUUUAACCGUAACCCACUAAACCAUUUCAGAGUGCAACGACGGCACCAUUCAUGCCUCCCAACAGUGCCUACCAUAUUCACAAUGACUUUACAUUUGUACAUUUGACAUCUUUAUUUUUUUUCUGUUUGUUUUCUUUAGAUGCGGGUGUUAUGUUGUCGUUUGAUGGAUUUGUAAACAGUGCCCUUCCUUCCUUAACCAUCAGCUUUUUGCUAAUUGGGUGUCGUGGAAGAUAAAGCCUAACCUUAUACAUCGUGUUAUAUUGUGACAUUUAAAUGGAAUAUGUCAUUGUGAGAUCCAAUACCUCUACUGUCAAAGCAUUAUCACCAUAUAUUUUCUCUUUUGUCAAUCCCGUUCAGUCCAGAAUUGCCAAGUAGCACCAGAGAUGCCAUGUUUUAGCAUACAUGCCAUGCCUUUUGGAUUUCUUCUGUCCUUCUAUAAUCAAGGCAUUGCAUACUAGGGAUCUGUGCUUUCUUAGAUAUUUAUUGAGCAUUGUAAUCUACAUUUCCCGGUCGGUUAGGUGUUGUGUCAAUGAAGUUGAAAUUAUACUGUGAUAAGUGAAGAUUACUGCCUUAGCAGGGUUGUUUUGUAUUGGAUACUGUUGUGUCUGCAUAGCAACAUUUGUGGAGAACAUGGUUACUGUUUCUAGGACUAAUUGCAUGUCACCAUGCUUACAGGCUUCCAAUGAUUGAGGGGUUACGUAAAGGGGAAGAACUUGUAAGGGAGUUUGUUUAAUGUGUUGUAUCUUGAUAGAGCAGGUGAAUGUAGAAGCGUUUUGGCGAUCAUCAUGUGCCCUUGGAUGACAAAUUGUUUUAUGUGAGAGGAAUAUUAACACAUUUCUAAGUAAAGUGUUUUCUAACAGA
Molecule: messenger RNA, 9364 nt
Organism: Oncorhynchus nerka (sockeye salmon)
Lineage: Eukaryota; Metazoa; Chordata; Actinopteri; Salmoniformes; Salmonidae
Product: zinc finger protein Pegasus-like
Exons: 3
Coding region: 6901-8175 (424 amino acids)
Biological process (GO): regulation of transcription by RNA polymerase II
Molecular function (GO): DNA-binding transcription factor activity; RNA polymerase II cis-regulatory region sequence-specific DNA binding
Source: RefSeq, a predicted model, not a curated record